AACACCCCAAAUAAACAAACAAACAAACAAACCGAAACCCAACUCAAUUGAGUGACCAUGUCUGUGUGUCCGUGUUUGGAUCUGUGAAUUUUAUGCGCAUUUCUGAGUCUGUGGGCGUGGCUAUUUCCUUCUCGUUACUCUGUAGAAUAUUUGGUUUGGCUCUGAUAUUCCUAACUACUUCUUCAAUCUACAUUUGCCUUAAAACUAGACGAAUGAUAAUAACAUCUAUGCAUGGCUUCAUUAGCAGCAGAUAUCCGUUGUCAUUCAUUUGAUGGUAGCAGUCGUCACAAAAGAGAUUUUUCGAACCGAUUUGGCAGUGUGUAUUAUAAAGUGAGUCGAUGGUGAUGGGUGCAGUAAGGAUGUUGUUAUUGCUAACAAAGAGAACAGCAACAGUUGGAAACUGCUAGUUGUAACAUUAGUGCUGUUUUGUUAAUGGUGGCUCUCAUACAGUGGUAACGACAGUAUCAGUGAAGAAGUUCGUUCUGAUAAUGUUUCUCGAGAAAAUCGUCAGUUUUGCGAAGAAACUAUAAAAGUUUACCGUCUAAUUUCUAAAACAUGGGAAAUCAUGAAUAAUAUAUCAGGAUUCAAUAAUUAUUUACUCAAAAUCUAUCCUGCAUAUCGGAAUAGCAACGCUGGUACUGUCUUGUGCACGCAAGGAAGCUUAUGAAUAUUUUGAAAACUUUAUCACUGUAUCACUGAUAAAUGAAAUAAAGAAUACUGAUUUGCCAAACUCGACACCAGCCAGUUAUCAUGCGGCGCAACCAAUUCUUAAUCUUCAUUGCAGUCAUUUACAUUAUUAUGACAGUAGGAAUUGUGUCUUAUUUCAAGAAAUUUUCAAUUUCAGCAGAACUUACUGCGUCGUCAAUUAGUAUUGAAUCUGAUUUCAAUAACAAUAUUUUAAAACACUCUUUUGAAUUUCCGAAAGAUUUUAACUACACUUUAUCCGUUAACGACACGUGUCGUUCAGAAAAUGUACCAAAUCAAAAUCAAACCAGAAACAAAGCCUUUCUUACGCUGUUCACAACGUGGAACAGCAAAGACCAGAAGCAUAAAAUACACAUCAAUUCUUUAAAUAACUGGUUAUCAUUAGGUUAUGAUGUCAGAGUGAUUCUGUUCCUCAAUGAUUCAGUUAAUUAUUCUGAAUGUUCCUGUCCAAAUUGCGAAAUAUGGUCAGUUCCGGUGGCUGGUGAAGUUGGUGUGCCUAUACUUAAGCAUAUGUUUCUCUAUGUUUUAAGAAAUAUCAACAGCACUUUCUACGCUUACGUUAACUCAGAUAUACUGUUCAAUUCGAACCUUAUACCAACAUUAGAGUUGAUUGAUCAGAAAAUCGAUUACUCAACUUCUCCAGUAUUCAUAGUCGGUCGUCGGACAAACGUAAUGAAUCUCACAGAACAAGAAGCUUCCAGUGGUUCCUCUAUCGAAAAUGCAGCACGUCAUCGCGGUAAAAUUUUCCGUUCGGACGCUGAAGAUUAUUUCUUUACAACUAAAAACUAUCCUUGGGAAAAUAUUCCUGAAUUGAUUGUUGGUAGUCCAGCUUACGACAAUUGGUUGGUCACUUAUUCUUUAAUAUCUCGUUUUGUUGUGAUUGACGUUACAAACACUGUUCUUGCCGUUCACCAAACAACCAAAGUAGGAAAUUAUGAAGGUUUCCAAAAGAACUUCAAACAGUACAAUAAUAAGCUUCUUGCCAGUAAAUAUAACGACACAAAGAGCGUCCGUUCAGGACAUACCGUCUGUACAGAUCUCCAAACAAAGUUUUCAAAUAAGAAAAUAGUUCUAAUAGAAAGGCGAACUAAUAUUUGCCGCCGAAUUCACAAGAAAAUCAUUGGACAAAGAGCAAUUAAAACCCCGUGGCGCAUGUAAGGUACCAAAACUCACAAAAACACACAUGCAACUAAUGUGUGUGUGUAAGUGUAUGUGCAUGUUCAUGAGUGUGUGUGUGUGUGUGUGUGUGUGUGUGUGUGUGUGUGUGUGUGUGUGUGUGUGUGUGUGUGUGUGUGUGUGUGUGUGUGUGAUAAACUAUAAGGGUAGAAGUAUCGUGUAUUAUCACUUACUUCAAUGCUAUUGCCUUGUAAUUUUUUUUUUAAACAAAGAAUAGCAGAUGGUUAUCAAGGAAUAAGAGUCAAAAGAAUUUUGAACCUAACAUGUUUGAAUGGGUUAGUAGUCAUGCGUAUGCGUUCACUCGUGUAUGCAUGCGUGAAAAUAAGAGUAAUGCUCAUAACAAUGAGUUGAUAUUUGUGAAGAAUAUAUGAAUAUCAGUGACAAGAAAAUGGAAGUAAAAUUUCAAAUAUUUUUUAUCAUGUUUUUCUAUUAUCACGUUGUGAAAUUCAACAUUUUAUUUUAAUACACUAAAUUUUGGGGUGAGGGAUUCAUGAAAAUUUUUUUCGCUAUCAAAUUUUUGCACCAAACAGUACAAUAAUAAGCUUCUUACCAAUAGAUAUAACGACACAAAUAGCGUCAACACUUUAUUUUCAGGAACACUUGCAAUCUUUAGACUUUUGUGCUGCACUUCAUCAGUUUUUCUCCGUCCUGUGUUUUAGUUAAUGGCGUGAAUGAAUCUGGUUUAAGUUGGUUUUUAUAAGUUGUCCUGUAGGAAUAUUGGUGCCAAACUCUACAAGGGGUUCAAAAGAUACACUCUUGUAAGGAGGUUUUACUUUUAAGUUGCUAGCAAAAGCUUUACGGGAUCACAGCUACCAAGGUAUACUAACCUCGAUGGACUAUUGAAAGAUCUUGAGGCGCUGUAUAUCAAAGUAUGUAUUUAUCUCUGCUUAAAAAAAAAACUUUCAAUAAAACCUUAAUUAAACCAUUCAGUCAACAUUAAGUGAAGGUGCGUGGCUUAGUGGUCAGGGAUUCAGCUCACGAUAAUAAGAUUGUGAGUUCGAUUUCCGGUGGUACAUUGUGUUCUUGAUCAAGACACUUUUAUUUCACGUUGCUCUAAUCUGUUCAGCUCUCAAAAAUGAGUUGUACCAGUAAUUUUGUCAUAUUCUGCGUCGCACUGAACCCCUUUGAAAAACUACGCGAGUGUGUAGAGUGCUCAGCGACUUGCACGCUAAUUUCACGAGCAGGUUGUUCCAUUGACCGGAUCAACUGGAACACUCGCCGUCGUAACCGACGGAGUGUCAGGCCAAGUGCGAAUUAGACCGUUUCAACUUUAGCUUCAAAAUUGACUUUAUUUAGUAAGAAAUAACUAGUUGCAAAGCACUACAAGAAAUAACUUGUUACUGCUACGACAAAAGAUUCUUAGGAAAAGUCUUAGAAUCACUCAUCUUA
Molecule: messenger RNA, 3270 nt
Organism: Octopus bimaculoides (California two-spot octopus)
Lineage: Eukaryota; Metazoa; Mollusca; Cephalopoda; Octopoda; Octopodidae
Source: RefSeq, a predicted model, not a curated record